CCGAAAUAUGGAUUAAAUGGGCACGCAGGCGCACUGUAUGCAACCCGCACAGCUCAGCUGCGGCAGCUGCAUUCGCCUCCAUGGAUCACUGCGUGUGAAAAUUGUUUUCAACCACCACGGAGUCUGCGGUGCAAAAGGUCUUUGACCUCUUGUGAACCCCAUAGCAAUGAGUUCCGGAUACCCAAGGACGUCCACCAGGCUACCCAUUCAGGACAUUGAACUGAACCUGGAUCUUAUCGAAACGAUUCGCGCAGACACAUCCAACUGCUCCUCGCCUGUCCGAACCACAAUGCUCGGCAGCUCGUGGGUCUUUCAUCAGCAAAAUAGGGACCACCUGACACCGCCGACCACCCCCAGUCCUGACGACUUUCUGCCACACCCCAUCAAAAUGAACGGCAUAGGACACUGCGCCCUGCACACGCCCCUGCCGCCGCCCCCAAAGCCCCCUCUGAAGGGUAUCCCUGAGAAGGCGUCGUUCCUCCGGCUGCAGCAGGGCCGGCAGAAGCUGAUUGUCGGUUCAGUCAUCUUCCUGUGCCUGGCCCUGUUCCUCGGGGUCGGACUGCCCCUGGCCCUGGACCUGCGGGCGUCGCGGCUGCUCGAGGCGCGUCUGCAGGUCGUGCAGCGCAUCCUGAGCGACGCGCCCCUCGUCGACGGCCACAACGACCUGGCGUGGAACCUGCGGCGCCGACGCCAGAACAAACUCUUUGACUUCAAGUUCAACUCGGACCUCAAGGGGGACCCUGCCUGGAACGGCGGCGGCUCCUGGUCGCAGACCGACCUCAACAGGAUGCAGAAAGGACUGGUUUCAGCCCAGUUUUGGUCAGCGUAUGCUCCAUGUGGGUCUCAAUACUUGGACUCGGUUCAGCUCACAUUGGAGCAAAUAGACGUCAUAAUAAGACUGGUUGAAAAAUAUCCGAAGCAGAUGCAGCUGGCCACUUCUGCUGAAGAAAUCGAAAAUGCACAUCGCGUGGGAAAGAUCGCCAGUCUGAUCGGGGUGGAGGGCGGCCACUCUUUGGGCAGCUCGUUGGCCAUCCUGCGCAUCCUUUACCAAUUGGGCGCCCGAUACCUCACCCUGACGCACGCCUGCAAUACCCCCUGGGCUGAUUCAUCGCUGGUAGACGAGGCUACUCUCGGACAUAAAACGCUUAUCCAGGACGAAGAUGAGCCACCACUCAUGCCUGUUUCUGAGCAUGAUGGACUCUCCGAUUUUGGAAAGCUAGUCGUUCAAGAGAUGAAUCGGUUGGGCAUGAUGGUCGAUUUGUCGCACGUCUCUGUCAGGACGAUGGAGGCAGCCAUGCGAGUGACAAAAGCGCCCGUGAUCUUCUCGCACUCCGGGGCUCAGGCGAUUUGCAACUCGACGCGCAACGUUCCCGACUCCAUUCUCAGCAAAUUGUCCUCAAACGGCGGAAUCGUCAUGGUGAGUUUUUUCAACCAGUUUCUCAACUGCAGAGAAAAGGCCUCGCUUAGAGAUGUCAUUGCCCAUAUCAACCAUAUACGAAACAUGGCAGGCGUGAAUCACGUUGGCCUGGGAGCAGGAUUCGACGGAAUAACUCAAGUGCCAGAGGGUUUGGAAGACGUGUCGAAGUAUCCAAUGCUGCUGGCAGAAUUGGCACGCGACCGGCGCUGGAGCGCAGAUGACAUCAAGAAACUGGCCGGGGGCAAUCUCGUCAGAGUAAUGAAAGAGACGGAGCGAAUCCGAAAUGACAUGGAAAGAGCGAAAAUCGCGCCACAUGAAGAGUGGAUUUCAAUGGAGGAUUUGGACGAGAAGACGUACUGUAGGUUUCCAGGAAUAUAAACUUUGAAAUAAUACCAAAAACUGCUUUUUUUUAGAAGUGAGAAAUUCGUGAAUAAUUUUAAUUUUCGGGGUAAAUAUUUCACUCUUCUAAAUUUUUACGAACAUGAAAGAGGAAAUUCGUAGAUUUUACAGAAGAAAAAGUUAAUAUUAUUAUUAUUAUAUAUUUUAUUAUUAUUUUUGUAGCAGAAUAUCACGAUCAAGGGCAAUCAAAAGGGGUGAUUCGUGGUGAUUUGGAAUAAAAAAGAAAAAAAGCAUUGAAAAUUAUCCCCAUUCGGUCAUCACUGUUCAUACCUAUCAAUGUACCUAUCAAUUGGACCUAAUUUUAUUUUGAGAUAUAAUGUCAGGAAAUUAAAAUUCUAAAUGAAAAAACGCACGCUUAUAAUUUUUGUAUUUUUUUGUUCAUAAAAUUGUCUAUGAAUUUAUUUAAACGAGCUUCACUUUGACAAAAAUCGACAAAAUAAAUUUUUUUGUAAAAAUAAAAAUUAAAAUAAUAUUUUAUGGUUUAUGCGUUGAAAAAUAAAAUAA
Neocloeon triangulifer is the source of this 2320-nucleotide messenger RNA. RefSeq names its product dipeptidase 1-like. Lineage: Eukaryota; Metazoa; Arthropoda; Insecta; Ephemeroptera; Baetidae. The record is from RefSeq and is a predicted model, not a curated record. The coding region runs from base 167 to 1795 and encodes 542 amino acids. Gene Ontology annotation, molecular function: metallodipeptidase activity. Gene Ontology annotation, biological process: proteolysis. The transcript has 11 exons.